AUGGAAAAUGCCCUACUCAAAUCCCCUAUUGCAAGAUCGAAACGGGGAGCAAUAAAUAUUAUUGGAAAUGUAGCUAAUUCCUUGUUUGGCGUAUUAGACUCAAAUUAUGAAACAGAGAUGAAACACCAUUUGAGCCAAAUCUACGACAACGAAGAAUACCUUAACAAAUUACUUAAAAACCACACAUCAAUUUUGGACGCAACACUAAACAUCUUGAAACAAACUCAAGACGCCUCAAAACGGAAAUUCACUGACUUAGAUGCACAAAUAAAGUUGAUAAUGUCAACUAUCAAUAAUGUCAGUAAUGCACUCGACAAAAGUGCAUUAUAUUAUACAUUUACUUCAUUGGCGUUGCAAGUACUAACGUUAACUCACAACUUCCAAAUGCAACAACAGGCCUUAAUAGACGCUAUCACCGAUGGUCAUCAUGGCAAGAUUAAUCCUCUACUCAUAUCCACUGAUCAGUUUCGAAAGGAACUGCAAAACAUUCGGACACACUUAUCGCAAAAUCUACAACUUCCAAUAGAAGAUGACAGCAUCUUGGAGUAUUUUCGACUCAUUGAACUCAAGCUAUUUAAAACGGAUACACAGGUUGUAUUUUCGCUACUACUGCCAUUAGUAGAUUCUGAAACAUUUGAAUUGUUCCAAUUAACACCAAUUCCAGCUGCAAUAAAUGGGUCACUUGUCAUCAUUAACCCUUUAACAAGAUUUAUCGGAAUAAAUUUGCAUAAGGAACAACUGUAUCCUAUGAAUAAGGAGUUGGUCGGUUGUCAUGAGGUCAGCAACAACAUCUAUCUAUGCUAUCAACAACACCCAAUUUAUCGAGCAAACGCCGAAAUAGGAAAAUGUGAAAUGGACUUGUUUCACAAUAAAGACGCAACCAGCUGUCAACUUCAACGACUCGAUCAAAAUACCACUUGGUUCCAGCUACACAAUUCUAAUCAAUGGAUUUACGGCAUGUCAACCUCGUAUGCAACAACACAAUACAGCACUUCACUCUGGAUUUAG
Messenger RNA from Teleopsis dalmanni, 1008 nucleotides. RefSeq lists its product as uncharacterized. The record is from RefSeq and is a predicted model, not a curated record. Bases 1 to 1008 code for a protein of 335 amino acids. Lineage: Eukaryota; Metazoa; Arthropoda; Insecta; Diptera; Diopsidae. The transcript has a single exon.